Messenger RNA from Ostrea edulis (European flat oyster), 2271 nucleotides. RefSeq lists its product as uncharacterized. The record is from RefSeq and is a predicted model, not a curated record. Bases 185 to 1906 code for a protein of 573 amino acids. NCBI's taxonomy places the organism in Eukaryota, Metazoa, Mollusca, Bivalvia, Ostreida, Ostreidae. The transcript is spliced from 13 exons.
ACCGUCAGAGUACAAUUAUAUCAUUGCUGUGGCGCUGUGUGAAAAGAGAUACGGAUACGCCCAAUAUCACUUAAAUCUGCUGAGAGUGAAAGGCUAUCAGCAAGUACCGUGUGUCAGAAUAAACGUCCUUGUUUGGUUAGAACAAAUAGUGCAGGAAAGUGGGACUAAUCCGCACAGAAAGCAAAUGAGGACCAUAUGUAUCGCUGUUUUCCUGACUAUUGCGUAUUUUAAAAAUGUUGACUCAUCAAUCGAUACCAUAGAAACCAUAUCAACAAUGACAAGCAACGAUGGAACUACCAUUUCACCGUCCUCUGAAAAUACUACAUCACCAUCGUCUGAAAGUACCACAUCACCCACCACUGCAAAUGUAACAAGCACUGAGUCUUCAACUGAAUUUUUCUCCAGUACAUUGACAAAUGGGUCCUCCAUGACUACUACUACUACUAAGGAGAAGACGACAUCAGGUGUUACUGCAGAAUCAUCAACUGCUGACGUCACGACAACGUAUACAACAGAAACAAACACGUCAGCAGAUACCACAACCACAAUAAACGAAACAAGUGAACCAACAGCAACAACAGAUCCGGAAGUAACAAGCACAACAGACCCGUCAGCCACAGAAGAACAGGGAACAAGCACAACAGACCCGUCAGCCACAGAAGAGCAGGGAACUGGCACAACAGACUCGUCAACCACAGAAGAACAAGUAACAAGCACAACAGAACACAGCAACACGCCAACUGGAUCAACACACUCAGCAGCAGAAACAACAACACACUUAGCAACAGAAGAAACAACAAAUGACGAGACCUUUACUAGUCCGGAGUCUACUGUUGAUGGAACAAGUUCAGAGUCUUCCAUUGAUGCAACAACUUCGACAGAGGAAACAACAUCAUCUAUUCGAACAACAACCAUGGCACCGACGUCAACAACACCGUCAAAUAUCAAUGAUAUAAUACAUGUAGAUACAGCAAAUGCAGUAAUGACGGUGUCGCUAGAAGUCAUAUUCAUCAGCUGUGUGUUAGAAGAGGACGCCAGGCAAAACAUGAGUGAUGCUCUUUCUGAAAUUCAUGGAUUCAGAUCAGUGGUCAUUGAAAAUAGCGAAAGCUGCCUGAGGAACACAAAUGGAAGGAAAAUCACAUUCAAAGUGUUUCUUGAGGCACGAGUUCUUCUCGAGAAUCGAGAAAAUAUAACAUCAGAGAUCAACUCGACAGUUGGGAGCAUCAGUAACGUGAAAAGUUUGUUGGCUUUUAAGAUGCCAGACGACAUGUGUCAUUCCGAUGUUUGUCGGGAAGCCCUUUUAGAACACAAGGGAUAUAACUGCGAAUCCGAUAGCCCGGAUGGAAACUGUUCUUUAGUUUCCCCAUGCCACAUUUUGACAUGUGAAAAUGGAGGAACGUGCUCCGUGGAAGCGAAUCGUACACACUACAACAGUGUUUGCAAAUGUAAAGAAGAUGAUAUGUACAGCUUUUCUGGAAUAGAGUGUGAGAAUAAAACCAUUUCGUGGAAGUUGUGGACGAUCAUCGCUGCCGGAGCAGGAGGAGGAAUCAUUGUCAUUCUUCUCUUUGCUGUUGGUAUAAUCUGCGCAAAAAGGAAAUCGAUGUCUUCGAAAGAGGGGGUCUAUGGUUAUGAUAUGGGGUAUGACGACCGUGAGAACUUGAUGUUUGAGCCUUAUCUUAGUAGUCAUGAACACCACAGAAAACCGCUAUCGAAAGAUGAAAGAAUGGAACAAACGAAUUUACAGACAUUUGAUAACCAGGGAUACGAUCAGUGGGACCCUUCAGAGAGCAAAGACACAUACGCCUCUAUGGAUAGACACUUCCAGAGUCCCAGCUUCCAAACACAGAUAACAAGACCUAAGAUAAAAACAAAUAAAGACAAUGAUGACCAGCUCACGCCAUUUUGAUGACGCCACGUUCAAAGCACAGUUCUCUGGCAGAUCCUCCCCCCAGAUCCACUGGAAAUCGGAUCACUUUGGAAAAAUAGAAUUCAAUUAAAAUUCUGUUUUGUGAAGCAUGAGACAAACGUUUGCUGUUAACGAUUUCAAGUCCAAAAUGGAAGUUAUGGUGCUGUUGAUCAUUGUUUACAUAUAUAUUAGACCAUGAAGUUUGAGAAUUACGUUGUUCUUUGUACGUGUGCUUCUAAUCAUUAAAACGUUAUUUGUCUUUUUCUUUUAAUUUCUCAAUGUAAUCAUAUUUAACAUACCUUUUUAAUGUUAUGUCGUUUAAAACAUACAUGUAUCGAGAUUAAUAAAACCAGCAAACAUUUUCA